Schistocerca serialis cubense is the source of this 3396-nucleotide messenger RNA. RefSeq names its product unconventional myosin-Ib (gene Myo95E). Gene Ontology annotation, cellular component: plasma membrane; actin cytoskeleton; vesicle. NCBI's taxonomy places the organism in Eukaryota, Metazoa, Arthropoda, Insecta, Orthoptera, Acrididae. Gene Ontology annotation, biological process: vesicle transport along actin filament; actin filament organization. Bases 133 to 3348 code for a protein of 1071 amino acids. The record is from RefSeq and is a predicted model, not a curated record. The transcript has 26 exons. Gene Ontology annotation, molecular function: actin filament binding; ATP binding; microfilament motor activity.
AUGCAAUAUAUGUACAGUGUUGUGACAAAUAUGCGACAUGAACAAUUAAAUAUGACUAUUUUGUAUUUGUUAUGAAUAUGGAAUGUACCGGUAUCCUGAAUUCUUAGGAAACCGGACAGUAUUCAGGCUGGUAUGGACGUCCUGAGUCUGGAGCACGAGGUGGGCGCCUGGGACUCCGUGCUCCUCGAUCCUCUGACCGAAGACAGCUUCAUCGCCAACCUGCACAUGCGCUACAAGCGGGACCACAUAUACACGUACAUCGGUAACGUGCUGGUGUCAGUGAACCCGUACAAGAAGCUGGCGCUCUACUCUCCCGACGUGGCCAGGGCGUACCUCUGCCACGGACCCCACCAGCUGCCGCCGCACGUGUACGCGUCGGCAGCCUGCGCCUACCGCUUCCUGCGGGAUCGCCACGAGGACCAGUGCGUGGUGGUGUCGGGCGAGAGCGGCGCGGGCAAGACGGAGGCGGCGCGCCUCGUGCUGGCCUUCCUCUCGGCGGCGGCGGCGGCGGCGGCGGCUGCAGCCUCCGCGGCGGCCAUCAGGGAGAGGCUCGUCCAGUCGGCGCCGCUACUCGAAGCAUUUGGGAAUGCUAAAACGUAUAGGAAUGAUAACUCUUCGAGAUUCGGUAAAUAUCUUGACAUAGAGUUUGACUACAAAGGUGAUCCUCUUGGAGGGACCAUUACAAACUACCUCUUGGAAAAGUCGCGCGUCACGAGUCAUGCUCCUGGAGAGCGAAACUUCCAUAUUUUCUAUCAGCUACUUACGGGAGCUGACAUUCACCUGCUCAAACAGCUGAAGCUGCAACGCAACCUGGAUAAUUACAGCUUCUUACGCAACAGCAACAAUCGCUGCCACGGUCCUGACAGUAUAGACGAUCGACACGAUUUCCAAGUCACCAGGAGAGCUAUGGAUAUGCUGGGGUUCAUGCAGGACGAGGUGAUGAGUGUCUUCAAGAUUGUUGCUUCCGUACUGAAGCUAGGCAACAUCACUUUUGUGCCAACGAAUAAUAUUGAUGGCACAGAAGGCUGUACUGUAAACAAUGAUUAUGAGCUGUACGAUGUGUGCGAACUGCUCGGAACAGAGCAGGGUGCACUGCAGACGGCCCUCACGUCACGGACGCUGCUGCCGGGGACGGUUUCCGGCACAGAUGACGGUGAGGAGCCCGUCACGGCAGAGCUCAGUGCCGGCGAAGCGACACAUGCCCGGGACGCACUCUGCAAGGCACUCUACAGCCGCCUCUUCACAUGGCUCGUUACCAGGAUCAAUGACAGCACAAAGGUGAAAAGAUACGGACGGAGAAAAGUUCUCGGUAUCCUCGAUGUGUACGGAUUUGAAGUUUUUGACAAAAAUGGGUUCGAGCAGCUGAUCAUCAACUUCUGCAAUGAGAAACUGCACCAAGUGGUUGUAGAGAUGGCGUUACGGGAAGAGCAGGAGGAGUACGUCCGGGAAGGACUCGAGUGGACACACAUUGACUUCUUCAACAAUUCCGCCAUCUGCAGCCUCAUAGAGAAGAACAGCCACGGGCUACUAUCCCUGUUAGACGAAGAGGGCCUGCGGACGGACGAGCAGUUCCUCAGCCGUCUAUCUCAGGGGCCAGCGGGGCAACGACCCGAACUCCUGGCCACGGCUUCCAACUCCGGCAACAAUCUGCCACCGAACUGCUUCAGGCUGAAGCACUUUGCUGGCACCGUAACGUACAAUGUAACAGGUUUUGUGGAAAAGAAUAAUGAUAUUCUUCCACGGGACUUGUCGCAGUCCAUGUACCGCUGUGAACAUCCGCUGUUGAAGACCUUGUUUCCUGAAGGAAAUCCAAAGAGGUCGACACUGAAGAGGCCGGCAAGUACGGGAGCACAAUUCAAAAUCUCACUGAGUGCCUUGGUGCGGUCCGUGACGAGCAAAACACCGCACUACGUCCGCUGUGUCAAGCCCAACGAGCUGAAGCAGCCUCGCAUCUUCGAGAUGGCCCUGGUGGCGCACCAGGUCAGGUACCUAGGGCUCGUGGAAACGGUGAGAGUGCGACGAGCGGGUUUCUGCCACCGGCAGACAUACUCGUCGUUCCUGAGCCGCUACCACAUGCUAUCUCCCCACACCUGGCCACAUUGGGCGGGGACCCCCGUGGAGGGUGUCAGCUACCUCGUGCGCGAUCUACCCAUUCCGAGCGGAGAGUUUGCUUUCGGACGAACAAAGAUCUUUGUUCGUAGUCCUCGAUCGAUAUACGAACUGGAAGAGUUUCGACUUGUUCGUUUGGAGGACUUGGCAGUACUCAUCCAGAAAGUUUGGCGUGGUUAUCGCGAUCGGCAGUUGUUUCUCUUAAAGCGUCGGAGCCAAAUCAUCAUCGCCUCUGCUUGGAAGAGUUGGAGGGAAUGUCGUUUUGGGGUCAGCUUCAAGGGUCGGAGGCACCUGUGGUGUUUAUACAGAGUGGCGAGAGAAGAGUAUCGCAUUUUGAAAAGGCGGAAGCAGAUUGAGUGGGCAGUCUCUGUUAUACAAAGGCACUAUGUCUGUUGGAAGAGAAGACAAUUUCUGCUCCGCCUUUCUCGUCUUCUCCCUCCUGAAAGCGAAUCUCCUACCUACCGAGACUGGCCUCCCUGCCCACGCCGCCUUGCCGACACGUCUCUGUUGCUCCGAAGGUUGCACCACAAGUGGAGGUGUCACAAGUACCGCCUUAAAUUCGAUCAGACAGCUCGGAAUCGUAUGAGGGAAAAAGUAACAGCCAGCAUCAUCUUCAAAGAACGGAAAGCAUCGUAUCCCCGCAGUGUAUCCCAUCCUUUCCUGGGUGAUUACGUGCGUCUGAGGCAAAAUGUGCAGUGGAAGAAGACGUGUGUAGAAACGAAUGAUCAGUAUGUUGUCUUUGCUGAUAUUAUCAACAAGAUAACCCGAUCUAGUGGGAAGUUUGUGCCAAUCCUGUUUGUGCUGUCGACGAGCUCAAUGCUGAUUCUAGACCAGCGAACGCUACAGAUUAAGUACCGAGUGCCUGCCGCUGAGAUCUACCGGCUGUCCCUGAGUCCCUACAUUGACGAUGUGGCAGUCUUCCACGUGCGAGCAUUGAGCCCCAGUUCUGAUGCGAGCCACCAGAACAUCCCAGGAUGCCUGUUUCAGAGUGACCUCGGGAAGAAGAAAGGCGACUUCAUCUUCCAGACAGGCCACGUCAUCGAAAUUGUGACAAAGCUAUUCCUCGUCAUCCAGAAUGCUGUCGGGAAACCCCCUGAGGUCAACAUCAGUACUGAGUUUGAAGCAAACUUUGGCCAGCAGACUGUAUUAUUCACCUUCAAGUGCCUGGGGAUGCCCGAGGUCCCCCCGGGACAGAUCAGAAUAGUGCGCAAAGCCAACAAGAUGGAGGUGCUGCUCUGAGCUGCAGUGUGAAGAAGCUGGACUGUGAUUGCUGCCUGGGCCUCUGAA